GUUUCUCUAAUUGUAUCAAAAUGGAAUGAAAUGUUGGUUGUUUGCACACUAUAAGCAAUUAAAUACUGGCCAUUUUUUUCUAAAUCUGUUCAUGUGUUUCAGAGCUGAACCCUCGCUGUGACGGGCUGCAGCCAUGGCGUCGCACCGCGCGUGGCUGUCGGCCGCGCAGCUCUCGCGGCAGUUUUUCCAGUCUGCCCGCUAUGUGCGUCCCACCAAUUCGGUGGUCAACGACAGCUCGGAGCGGCCGGCGCCGGCGCCGCACCCGGCUGUCAGCCUGCUGCCGCUCUUCACCUGCGUGCCGCCGCCGCCCCUCAGCGCGCCCGUGAAACGCCGCUUCUCCACCGCCCUGCCGCGCGGCAAAAAGUACCACGAGGCCGAGAACGAGUUCGCGCACGAGGUGAUGUCCAGUCUGCCGGCGUACCGGCGCACACUGCACUACCACGUGCUGGGCGGCGAGGCGGCGCCGCUGGACGCGCCCGUGCGCGGCCAGCAGGCCGGCUGGGCCGCCCAGACGGCCGCCACCCUGGUCAGCGCCAUGCGGCGGCUCCAGGUGAGCGGCGACGAGGCGGGCGCGGCGGCCCCGGCGCCGGCCGAGCCGCCGGCCGCCGACCCGGCGCUGGCCUCCCGCUGCGCUCAGUACUCGGACGACCAGAUCGUGUGUCUGCUGGCGGCGCUGUGCUCGUGGCCGCCGGGCGGUCAGCCGGACGAGCUGAGCUUCCGGCGGCUGUGGCAGGCGCUGGACGGCGAGUGCUGCCGGCGGCUGGCGCGCUGGGACGCCGAGCGGGCGCUGCUGGUGGCCGACCUCUGGUAUCGGCUGCAGGUCAGCCGGCUGACCCAGUACAGCGGACACCUGCUGGAGCACCUGGGCCGCAGGCUGGGCCAGCUGUCGCCCUCGCAGCUGGUCCAGUACCUGUUCUUCGUCAACCUGUCCCGGCGGCUCGGCGGAGUGAAACAGGUGGACCUGGAGCGGAAGAUCCUGCAGUGUCUGCCUCUGCUGUCCGUCGACGAGCUGGGCAUCAUCUGCAUGAGCUUCUUCAAGACGCAGACGCCGCUGCAGCUGGACGAGCUGGUGGACGCGGUGGUGUACAAGCUGCUCAGCUGCGUGGAGACGGCCAAGCCGGAGACGGUGUGCGCCGUGCUUAAGUUGCUCCGGCUCAGCGUGCCCGCCAGGAGGUGGCAGGUCCUGGAGCGCGUGUACGACCGCCUGCUGCCUCUGGUGGAUGGGUUCAACUCGCUGGUACAGCUGCACCUACUGCUGCUGGGCACCCAGGCGCUGGUCCACCACCCGGCCGCCGUGGUACGGAUCACGGCCCACCUGCACGGACAGCUGGCCAACAUACGGCUCAAGGACAUUGAGCGCCUACUGUUCGUCACCAUGCUGUUCAACUUCGACCCGGGCGUGGCGUUUUUCGAUGACGUCGUGUCUGACCUGCGCUCGGAGCGACGCGUCGAGGAGCGCAAAAAGUACCCCAAGUGUCUGAUGUCGUGUCUGAUGUACCUGGCCUACCACCGCGUGUACCCGGCCGACCUUAUCGCCACCGUGGUCAGCCCUUCGUUCGUCAGCUCCAUCAAUGACUCGAUGCUGUCGUCCUACAGCGGUCUGGAGCGUGAGCUCACCGCUCUCAGCUGUACGCUGGAGCUGGAACUGCCAGGAUUCGUCUCCGAACUGCCCAAAGAGUACCGACAGAAACACCUCAAGAAGCACAUGGCCCGUGUGCCGCGGCCGGGCACCGGUCGCCUGACGUUCGCCGAAAACACCCAGCUGGCAGUGCGGGCCACUCUUGCCGAGCUGCUCGGCGGACCGGACCGCGUGGCCGCCCUGCACGUGCUGCCCCACUUCGUCACACCAGACAUUGUGGUGUGUCUGGACAGCUCGGGCCGCGGGCUGGUCCUGCCGCCGGCGUACAUCCGUCAGCCGGCGCUGGCCGCCAAACGGCCGCUGCCCGGUCUGGGCCACUGGGUGUGUGUAGUGGUGGGAGGUCGGAGCUGCUACACCAGAAACGACCAGCACCCGGUGGGCAACUUCCUGAUGCGGCUGCGGCAGCUGCAGCUGGUCGGAUACAGCGUGCUAGAGGUUCCGUGGUACGAGUUCCAGGACAAGUCACACCGUCUCGGCUACCUGCGCCGUAAACUGCAGCAGCUGAGUGUCCCGCCGCCGGUGCCCCUGACCCCUCCCGGCGGCAGCCCGCCCCGCGCCGCCCGCCUCAGGUAGGGGAGGGAAAUGGCUGCGGUACCGGCGACAUUUCGGGAACGUGACGUUAGUGUACACUGUACACUGUAAACCUUCGGUGAACGCAUGGUUUGAAGGCGUUAUGAUAUGACAAGGUCAGUGUUAACGUGAUGUGACGAAAACGGUAUCGCCUGUGGCGUUAUUCACGAGCUGAGCUGGUGUGUAGCCGAUGGAACCAUAACGCACUAUCAGAGAGACCUCUGGCUCCUGUGUUGCCGAGACCUCGCGACUCUUAUCCACUCGGUGCAGCGGCGGGCUCGUGAAGACUCCAUUCAGUAAAGGAAGCCAGGGCAGGUGCAGCGCGCCAUUGGCGAGGGAGCUCCCUGUCGGGUGAAUGAAAGCCGUACAAGAGCGUCGUGGUAGAGCCAGAGGCGGGGAUAAUCUACUACGUAAAGCGUGCGGCGUGGUGAGCCGCCGGGAUCUGCUUGUACUUAAAAGUGUCCCUGACAAAAGUACAAGUCAGAAAGUACAGUUUUUCGUGCAGUGAACAGGACUCUGGUGUUUGUUUUUCAUGGAACAAGAGUUACCGUCUCACCGCCAACUAGCUAUGUCCUGCUUGUUUUAUCUUUUUUUUUGCGUCAGUGUGUGUCAAUGUGUGGUAGUCAAAUUUGUUUAUGUUUGUUGGACUCCGCUGGCCUGAGUGACAGCUUAUGGUUCAACAGGGAUCUGACGAAGUCUCUGUCUACGUGAAUGUGUAGGCCAGUGGACAGUUCUAUUCGCCUUGUUUGAGAUUUUUCGAAAGUUGAUUUAUAUCCUUAAGACAAGAACAUUAUGUUUAUUUCUUUCAUUCAAAAGCCUCCUUCAUUUUAUGCUGGCAUAAUUAAAUGAGGAUGGCUUUCUCAAAAUGACAAAGAAUGGGAGGGCCUCUGAGCAGUGCAAAGAUUUGUUAGUAAGUGUGUGUAGGUUAGCGGGAAGGUACCGAGUGAACUCAUGACAAACUCAGUCAAAGGUGUUCACAUGCCGCGUCCGUCAUACUCAUCGUUUUAUGGGAAACACUCUGAUAUCCAAUGUCAAUCUUGGGAAACAGGGAUGCCAGUGGAACACUGCUGGUUCACUGCGGUGGUAUACACUGUGCCUGUUUUUAUUUCGAUGAGUUUAGUUGUUCGGUGCUCUCUGCUUGUACGCGUUUGAUUGCUGGGCAGUGGGCGUCUGUACUGUCGCUUUGACUCUGUCAUUGGUGCUACUUUGAGCUUAAUAUGACGUGGUACUUAAUUGUCUCACUUUCAUUUGGUGCUCAUGUGAACGCUAGUUUCUCACUGUGUGCAUUCGGUCUGAACUGACUGCAACUCACUGAAGUGACUGAGUAGAUGUGCGCCGAGAUUCAACCUAUGUCUGUGUGAGUGUGCCUUGGACAACUUACUAUCGGUGCUCUGGGUUGACUUCUCACCCCGAACUGAGAGUACGCGGCUACGGUUGGGCUCCGGCUGACAUUUCGUAGGGGUCUGCCCAAGGUAUAUCAUGCAGUCAGUUGACUGUCCGUUUCUGUCAUAGCAUUCGCUACCGCAGAAUAGAACACGGUGCAAGGAACUGAGACCUUUAAACCACCGUUCGUGUAACCCCGCGGGCCCUCAUCGGUAACUAAUGCGCCAUGGUGUUUUAUCGGUGGCCAAUGGCACCGCUUACGUCGUGCUUUGUAUUUUUGGACGGUUGUCUUAUCGGCUGUGAGUGAACCUAACGCAAUUUGGUUGCGGCCAUGAUGUGACAUUUGUGUAGUAGAAUCUAAUUGGGAUGCGAGAGGGUAUGUUCGCUCUCACGGCUUUGAUUUCAGAACUUCGAUUCAUCGGAGUUUGCUUCUUUACCGAAUUAGUGUUUUGUCUUUAGGCUAUUUACUACUUGCAGAGACGCUGACAGCAUUGCAAACGGCCGAUCGUUCGCCGCUCAGUGUUUUUCUAGCGUCACGUUUUGAACAAAUGUUGCUGUGCCGACUCGUUUAGGAUAAGCACCAUUCAGAGUAGACAGUUGUGUGUAUGCAAUAUUUUGGGGAGAAAAUAUAAUAUUGUACAAGUUUGUGCCUACUA
Molecule: messenger RNA, 4248 nt
Organism: Amphibalanus amphitrite
Lineage: Eukaryota; Metazoa; Arthropoda; Thecostraca; Balanomorpha; Balanidae
Product: FAST kinase domain-containing protein 5, mitochondrial-like
Exons: 8
Coding region: 134-2212 (692 amino acids)
Biological process (GO): regulation of mitochondrial mRNA stability; mitochondrial RNA processing
Cellular component (GO): ribonucleoprotein granule; mitochondrial matrix
Molecular function (GO): RNA binding
Source: RefSeq, a predicted model, not a curated record